AUAGAAGAAGAAAUUAAAGAACCGUAGAAGAAGAAGCAGGAGGCGGUUUGUUUUGCUAGCAGGACGGAGCGGCGGCGGGGAAGUUUUAACCGGAGAUUUACCGUCUGAACCGGGAGAAACAAGGUUGGAUGAUGUUCUGUCGUUGCUGCUUCGUCCUCAUUCUGCUCUUCACUCGGUCCUCGGCUCACAAUGACUUCUUCACCUCCAUCGGUCAGAUGACGGACCUGCUGUUCAUGGAGAAGGAGCUGGUCUCCUCUCUGAAGGACUACAUCAGAGCUGAGGAGCACAAACUGGAGCAGAUCAAGAAGUGGGCCGACAGACUGGACGUUCUCUCCUCUGCUGCCACUCAGGACCCUGAAGGUUUCCUCGGACAUCCAGUAAACGCCUUCAAACUGAUGAAGAGGCUGAACACGGAGUGGGGGGAGCUGGAGAGUCUGGUGUUAACAGACAUGUCUGAUGCGUUCAUCUCCAACCUGACCAUCCAGAGGCAGAACUUUCCCAACGACGACGACCAGACCGGAGCAGCCAAAGCUCUGAUGAGGCUUCAGGACACCUACCAGCUGGACACCAACACCAUCUCCACUGGAGAGCUGCCAGGCUCAUCGUCAGUCACCUCCCUGACAGUAGACGACUGCUUUGAUCUGGGGAAGGUGGCGUACUCAGAGGCUGAUUACUACCACACUGAGCUGUGGAUGGUCCAGGCCCUGAAGCAGCUGGAUCAGGGAGAGACGUCCUACCUUGUGGACGCCGUCACUGUCCUGGACUAUCUGAGCUAUUCUGUCUACCAGCAGAGGGCGCUGGAGAGGGCGCUGGGCUUCACCAAGAGGCUAUUGAAACUCGACCCAACACACCAGCGAGCCAACGGGAACCUGAAAUACUUUGAGUACCAGCUGUCCAAACGGAAGAAGGCCGAGGCGACGGAGGAGGAUGACGGUCGAAGUCCACCUGAUGAUUACCUGCCUGAGAGGAAGAAGUACGAGCAGCUGUGUCGAGGAGAAGGCAUCCAGAUGACUCCUCGCAGGCAGAGCCGCCUCUUCUGCCGUUACUACGACAACAACCGCCACCCGAGGUACGUGAUUGGUCCGGUGAGGCAGGAAGACGAGUGGGACCGUCCGCGCAUCAUCCGCUACCACAACAUCGUGUCGGAUAAAGAGAUGGAGAAGGUCAAAGAGCUGGCCAAACCCAGGCUCAGACGGGCCACGGUUCAUGACCCUCAGACAGGCAAACUGACCACGGCUCAUUACAGAGUCUCCAAGAGCGCCUGGCUCGGAGCGUAUGAACAUCCAGUGGUGGAUAAAAUCAACCAGAGGAUCGAAGACAUCACCGGCCUGGAUGUCACCACAGCCGAGGACCUGCAGGUUGCUAACUACGGUGUCGGAGGUCAGUAUGAACCUCACUUCGACUUUGGACGGAAAGAUGAGCCAGAUGCUUUUGAGGAGUUAGGAACAGGGAACCGGAUCGCCACCUGGCUGCUUUACAUGAGCGACGUGCCAGCAGGGGGCGCCACCGUCUUCACCGACGUCGGAGCCGCUGUCUGGCCCAAAAAGGGGACAGCCGUGUUCUGGUACAAUCUGUAUCCCAGUGGAGAAGGAGACUAUCGGACCCGACACGCCGCCUGUCCGGUUCUGGUCGGGAACAAGUGGGUUUCCAACAAAUGGAUCCAUGAGCGAGGGCAGGAGUUCAGGCGACGCUGUGGCCUCCAGGAGACCGACUGACCACCGACCUUCGUCUUCCUCCAAGCUGCUGAGUGUCACUGCACAUUAUCUACAUGUUUAUUUUUACCUGGGCUGUGUGUUAGGGUGUGUUUGUUUAGUUGGGAUUCAUGGAAAUCACCGCCUUUAUCGGGUUUAUUUUGCCAAUAUUCAGACGUCUGCACAUCCCAUCCAGAUUUUCAUGUCGGGAACAAAGAACGCUGCAGAAAGAAUGGAUUCAGGGAGUAAAAUUAGAGCGUUUUAUUCCGAUCUGUUGCAACAACAAGCAGAAAACACAUUAAAUUAAGCUUCUUCAGGGAAACCAGCUGCUCUAGAGCUCUUUCUGUCCGUUUAACAUCUUAAAAACAGGAAUAUCUGACAUUAUAUCUGAGCUGAUUUCAUUAAUGAUGUCUUCAGUCUCCAGGUUAGUCACAUAAAAGUGAGCAGACAAGAAAAUGUUGAGUUUGGUGUGACUGAGAGCAAAACAUCACAGAUAUUCACUGAUUUAAAUGUAUUAAGCAGCUUUUAGUCCCCAACAUAAAGAUCCAGUUCAACAGCUUAAUGAACAAGAUAACAAAGAAGAAGACGCCUUCAAGGUUUUCUCCCAACCAGCCAAAGAUAAAUGAAGAUUCACGCAAGAAAUUACAAAAAGCGCUCUAAUUUUAAUGACAUCUGUGUAGAUUCUCAGUCAUAACAAUCCUGUUAGUUUCAGUAGAAACCAACUGGACAUCUCUUUUAGGUUCUGGAGGUUCUUCUCAAAAAUGACUCCAAAGUCAUCAAAAAUGACUGAAAGAUUUCUCAAAAAUUACUCCAGAGCAAGGGUGAAAGUAGUUUUAAAUUCUUGCCGGAACUAUUACCAUUAUGUCGGUCGAUGCUAACCGUUGUAAAUCCUGUUGAAAGUUUUUCAGCCAAUCACAAGAACAUGUGGAAUUUCAGGUGUAAUUUACUGCUUGCCCCGUCCCGGCGCAAGCGGCGCUUAUUGACGUCUAUUGACUAGUUGUGGAAAAUGUCCCAGUGCAAUAAAUCAAGCGCACCUAUUUGGUAUUGGCUGCUACUGGCCAUAACAAUCGCUGUGUUACGGAAGUAGACACGCAUGCGCCACUCACGUACUGCUGAGUGAACUCCGGUCGAUAGCAGGUAGCCGGGCGGCGUACCCAUAGAUACCAGUGGAAGAGCGGCAUACCGCCACUGGAUCUUUUCCUGGAACUGUGUUCCGCCACCAGAUCUUUUGCUGGUACGCAGUUCCGGACUGUUCCGGCUUACUUUCGCCCCUGCUCCAGAGUCGGCCAGAAUGACUGACACCUUCUAAAAAAUGACUCCAGAGUCGUCCAGAAUGACAGAUAUCUUCUAAAUAAAAAAUGACUCCAGAGUUGUCCAGAAUGACUGACACCUUCUAAAAAAUGACUCCAGAGUCGUCCAGAAUGACUGACACCUUCUAAAAAAAUGACUUCAGAGUAUACUGGAUUGUUAUGAUUCUCAGUCAACAAGGUCAUAACAAUUAGGUUGGCUUCAGCAGAAACCAGCUAUAUACCUCUGGUAGGUUCUGGAGGUAGGUUCGUCUACCAGAGAUGUCUAGUUGAUUUCCACUGAAGCUCCUAGAUUUUACUUCUGGUUUGUUCUCAUAGAGUUUCUUUGUUCUUGACAUUUUAGAUGUAAAUCGCUGGGAUGUCUGAUCGGUGCCUUCUGUUACUGUUUCACUCCUUUAACGCUUCGCUGCAGGUCAUCGCUUUGGUCAAGUUUUAUUUUCAUUAUCUGCUAAUUUAUUCUCUGUUUUUUUAAACUUCUUGUUCGUGUUGACGUGUUUAGACAGAAAACUAAACCUCGAGGCUCCAAUAAUGUCUUAAAGCUGCCAGAAUCGAUCAACUUAUGGUUGAUAAUUUACUCCUGAUUGAAGUCUUUAAUACCUGGGAGCCUCAGCAGAGACUCCAUCCACUUUCUUUCUUGAGGCAAACCAGAGUUUGUGCUGCAGGUUUGAAUCAUGUUUAAGUUUCAGCUGAAUUUUGAGAGUUUCAUGUUUUCAGACUGGAGACUUUUCGAGUUGCUACCCUCAGAGAAACCAUUUUAAGGUUUCACUGUAGACCCCCAUCAACAUUAGGUUCUGAUUCAACAUCAAGAUUUAGUCUAAAGAUCUAAAAACUCUCUGGUCAAACUUGAACACAUCAGUUGAAUGAUGUCAUUUAUUAUAAUAGGAUAACAUUGCUUUUCAAUCAGUAAAGAAAGGAUGGUUUUACCUAGCUGACAUGUUUCAACUGCAUCUGCUGUCUUCUUCAGAGCAUCAUCUGGCAUGUGCUGACGUGUCCUUUUUAUCAGGUGACCGUUCUGACAGAUCUGUCAGAAUCUGUCAUCAUGGGCACGGACACAUACGAAAAACAGCUACCAACAUGCUAGAUGAAAGGAACACAUACAUAAUACUCAAAGACCUCACAGAACAAAAGAAAAGGACAUUAAAACCUCUGUUGAAACCCCUAGUAGAAUCCCAUAAAAUAACCCAGGAAGCAUAAACCACCUCAUACCCACAGCCAACGUUAUCCCUCGGAUAUACGGAACACCAAAAAUACAUGAAAAAGACACAGCGCUGCGCCCUGUAGUGGACAGCAUCGGAUCAGUCACUUACCUCUCAAAAGCUCUGAUAGAAAUCAUCAAACCCCUCCUUGGUACAACACAACACCACUACAAGAACUCACAACUGGACAAGAACUCAACAAUAUCACAGGAGAAGAAGACGAGAUCCUCAUGACAUGACGUAGUUUCAUUAUUCACUAAAACCCCCGUAGACGUCACAUCACACGUCGUACAGGAAGGACUCAUGAAGGACAGGACACUGAAACAACACACACCUCACAGUAAACGACAUCAUCACAUUACUCCACCUAUUUUCAGUUUAAAGGAAAAUCUACAGUCAGAAGCAAGGUUUACAAUGGGAGAUCCACUAUCUGUAAUAAAGAGCAACUUUUUCAUGGAGGAGCUGGAAACUAAACCAUCCACACACUGCAGACCCACAUUCUGGAAACGGUACGUUGAUGGCAUCCUGGAAAUAAUAAAAUCUGGACACACAAGAACUCACUGAUCAACUGAACAACAUGGACGACACGGGAAACAUACAAUUCACACACGAAGAGGAAAUACAACGGACCGUUUCUUUUCUGGACUUAAACAUACAUCAUAAAGAACAUGGCAGCAUCAAAAUAACAGUUUACAGGAAACCCACACACACAGACCAGAACCUCCUCUGGACAUCAGAACAUCCCACAGAACACAAACUACCAGUUAGAACACUGUUAGAACAGACUACCAGUAGUUAGAACACUGUUAGAACGGACCAGCAUCAUAACUGAUGAUAAAGAAAGACAGAAGGAGGAAACACACAUCAGAACACACUCACAUACUGUUAAUGUCCGAUAUGGACCUUAAGCAAAGGUAAACAACAAGCCAAAAACAAAACAUUCACAAAAACCGGACAAUAAAAUUAAAAACCUAAUCACCGUUCCAUAUAUCAGAGGGACACAGAACCCAUACCACUCAUAAUGAAGAAACACAGCAUUACCACAGCAGUAAAACCACCUAGAAACCACCUAGUCCAUCCCAAAGACAGAAUAGAACCGGACAAUGAAUGCAACAUCAUUUAUGAAAUACCAUGUAAAUCAUGUGAGAAAACAUGCAUAACUAAACCAGCGUGGGUUGAAUGUUCAGCUCUUUUUUCCAUUUUCAAGGACUAGUUAAUUAUUGUCAUUCAGGACAGUUCUGAGGCAUUCUAGGCAAAUUUCAAGUCACUUAGGACAGUCUUUGACUUUGGACACAUUUUUAAUCAUUUUGGACAUAUUUUGAGUAAUUUUUGUAAUUUCUGAGUCAUUCUGACCAGAUUGCAAGUCAAUUUUCAUCUUAUUUUGGACACAAUUUGAAUCAAUUUAGACUCAUUUUGGAUAUUUUUUCAGUCAUUUUACACAGAUUUUAAUUCUAAAUAUCUAAAAUCUUUAACCUUCUCUGGUCAAACUUUCCACAGAUCAGAUUCUACUGAUGCUAGAGCCUUAAAAGUUGGAGAAAUGCCGACCAAAGACUGGAGUUUAGUAGAAAUAUGGAUCCACUUUUUGGAGGCACUGCACUGAACAUUUUACACUUAGUUCCAUUUCUAAAGUUCACUAAUGAAUAAAUUCAUCGUCUGUUGGAUCCAUUCAGUCGUUCUGAUGAAACUAUUCUGAGUUCUCACCAAGUUUCAUGGCUGUAGGAGUUUCAUUUCUGGAGAUAUUCAACCAUUUAAAUCGCUGAUCAGGUGUUUUUUGAGAGGGAAAACCCAAAAAUUCUCAGGUCUGAAAACAUGAAAAUCUCCAAAUUCAGCCCACAGAAGUGAGUUUUAGAUCCCAAACAACCAAUAAAUAAACUCUGUUCUCUGAAAUGACA
Molecule: messenger RNA, 6086 nt
Organism: Acanthochromis polyacanthus (spiny chromis)
Lineage: Eukaryota; Metazoa; Chordata; Actinopteri; Pomacentridae
Product: prolyl 4-hydroxylase subunit alpha-1-like
Exons: 15
Coding region: 129-1715 (528 amino acids)
Biological process (GO): peptidyl-proline hydroxylation to 4-hydroxy-L-proline
Cellular component (GO): endoplasmic reticulum
Molecular function (GO): L-ascorbic acid binding; protein binding; iron ion binding
Source: RefSeq, a predicted model, not a curated record